This is a messenger RNA of Malassezia sympodialis ATCC 42132, 1164 nucleotides long. RefSeq lists its product as uncharacterized. The record is from RefSeq and is a predicted model, not a curated record. Lineage: Eukaryota; Fungi; Basidiomycota; Malasseziomycetes; Malasseziales; Malasseziaceae. The transcript has 4 exons. Gene Ontology annotation, molecular function: DNA binding; DNA clamp loader activity; ATP hydrolysis activity. Gene Ontology annotation, biological process: DNA repair; DNA-templated DNA replication. Gene Ontology annotation, cellular component: nucleus; DNA replication factor C complex. The coding region runs from base 1 to 1164 and encodes 387 amino acids.
AUGUGCCUUACCGAGAGCCGGCCUAAAAGCAUUGACGAUGUGGCGUCCCAGCAGCAUGCUGUGGACGUAUUGCGCAAGGCGCUAUCGUCGACCAACGUACGUGACGUGCUGCUGACCGAAGCUCCCGCACAUGCUGUUCUAUGGCCCGCCUGGUACGGGAAAAACGUCGACAAUUCUCGCGCUCGCCAGGCAGCUUUUUGGGUGGGUAUUUUCUGCACUGACUCCAGCCCUGAACUCAUGCGCUCUCGUGUGCUGGAGCUGAACGCGUCCGACGAGCGCGGCAUCUCAGUGGUUCGCGAGAAAAUCAAAUCUUUUGCUAUGGCAGCUGUGUCUGCCCCCGACCCCAAGUUCCGAUUCCGGCCGCUGGACAUAGCGAGCACAGAGGCACGCCUGGCCCACAUUGCUGAAGCCGAGGGUUUACAGCUGAGCCCCGAGAUCAUUCCUGCACUGAUCCGCGCCUCUGACGGAGACAUGCGCCGCUCCAUCACCUAUCUCCAGUCCGUCGCGCGUCUCGCCACGGCACGGGGCGGCGAUGUCCGCUCCAUGUCCGCCGCAACAGUCAGUGAGCUGGCUGGAGUUGUGCCGACAGAUGUGAUCGAGUCACUGGCACAGAGCAUUGGAAUAAAUUCCGACGAAUCUAUGUCGACUGCUGCGGGCUCUGACUUUGAUCGGAUUUCGCGCGUUGUGGACUGCAUUGUCCGCGAGGGCUAUUCUUGUAUGCAGGUGGUCCUGCAGGUGCGUGGUGUCUGCUCACUCCAGCUCCACGACUACAUUAUCACACACCCUUUGCUGAAUGCGCGCCAAAAGGCGCAGUGCGCUCUUCAGCUCGGCAGCACAGACAAGGCCCUUAUGGACGGUGGUCUGGAAAGCCUGCAGCUCCUGUCACUCAGCCUCGCUCUCCACCAGGCGGUGCGCGGUCGUGGUGCUGACCUCAGUCUGUACGAACUAUUCUGCGUCGCCAUCGCCUCUUCAGAGUCGUUUGAUACCAACGCACCUACGCUCAAAGUGCUCAAUGACCGUCUGCGCCAGGACCCGCGUGUGAUUAAGUGGAACACCCUCAAGCUUGGCGAAAAGCUAAGUGAAAUUGUACCGCCGGGUGCCUCUGGUGGUGUGACGCAGGCGCAGGCGACUAUGGGUGGCAAGUCGAUUGACUAUCUUGGGUAA